UUCGCAUCGGUUUUGCUCAGUGCUGUAGUUUUGCAAGCUGCUAACUGGGAUUACACACGCCAUCGACUCAUCCAACUGGACUACCAAGUCCACAAGAUGACGUAAGCCCAACGCUUAUAUGAUGAGCCCCCGGGAACUGAAACUUGGCCAGCGCGUUGAGGUAACGGGUAAAAAUCUGCAGGGCACGGUUGCCUAUGUGGGACGCACUAGUUUCGCCGCCGGACUCUGGUACGGCGUGGUUCUGGACGCACCGCUGGGUAAAAACAAUGGGAGUAUCCACGGCAGCGUCUACUUCAAGUGCCCCACCAAUUGCGGUCUCUUCGUGCGUGCCCAGCAGCUGGUGAGGAUUGCCGAGUUGCCGAAGGGAGCGGAUAAUCGAAAAACCGAUGAAAUGCAGCGUGACGGGGCGAGAGCGAAACUUUCGAGGCGGAGCGGCGGGGGAAGGUCCGUGGAGGAGCAGGAUAACCCGAGGGAGCAGAUGGCCAGCACAUCUGGCAAGGCGAAGGCUACGGCUUCUACGCCGUCACCGCAGCAUAGGAACAGGAACACCCAGUCCUCUAAAGAGCCGGCACUAGCGAAGACUUCUGGAAAGUUUUUGGCGAGCCAACAGCUACCUUUACAGCUUCCAAAGAAUCCAAUGGUGACUGAAGUCAAUUCGCAAGUGGAGGACGUCGAAGAAAUAAAAACCUCUCCCAAAAGGAGUGAAGCCAAAAAGCCAUCUAAGGAUAUUAAUAGGCAGGAGUCCAAGGACUUGCCACAGCACGCAGGAAAGGAAGAUGAGGCUGGGAAGAAGAAAGAAGAGCCCCAGAGCAAGGAUGCACCGAACUCGAGGCAGGAGCCGUCUGCCAAUCCGCUCCAGACAAGCACAAUCGGCGAGUUGCCCGCACAGAAGGUCAGUGCCCAACUGACGCCGCCAAACAUGACCUGUAACCAGAGGCGAUCCACAUCCUACACCCAGUUGAGACCCACGCGGAUUAGCCAACCCAAGCCGACUACAGCACAGGCCCAGAGCUCCACGGCACAGCUCACUUUGGCCAUGCCGGUGCCCCUGGCCUUGGCUCCCAAGCGCAGCAAGACCAGCAUGAGUCCCACGAGCUCGGUGAAGCGGGCUGCGCCAGCCGCCUUUGUGGAACCGCGCUUCCUGGAGAUCCUGAGACCCCAGUUCACCCCAGGGCCAGCUCUCCGAACUCCCAGCUCGGUCGCUCCACCCUUGGAUAACCCCGAGCUCCGCCAACUAAAGGAGGAACUGCAACUUCUGAGGGUGCAGAAGAGCGAGGACAAACUAAAGCUUCUGGAGCUGGAGCGGAUGCGGAUUCACAACGAGCAGCUGAUGGAGUUCAAGUCGCAGAUCAUGACGCAACAGGUACUGCUCCAAAGGGAGCUGCAGAGAUCACGACACGAACUAAGGGAGGCCCAGGAUGUUUCCUCCAAAUUCAAGAGGGAGCUGGACGAGAUAGCUGAGAGCAUAGAGCUGCUCACCCUGGACAAGGAAAUGGCGGAGGAGCGCAUGGAGACCCUACAGAUGGAGCUGGAAAUGGCUCAGGAAAGAAACGACGAACUCAGCCUGGAUGUGGAGAUCCUCAAGGCGGAGCAGGAGGAGCAGCAGGGCCAACGCAUUGAGAAAAGUGAGAAGCACUCGGGUGUAGGAGUUGUUACCCAAUCAGCCGGCGAGUUCCUUCGGUUGGAGCAGUACAACCAACGCCUCCGGGAGACUGUGGUCCGCCUGAGGGACACUCUCGCCCAGGAGAAGCAGAUUGGCCAAAAAACGCACAAGGAACUUGAGACUAAGCACUCGGAGAUCAACGAGCUGAAAAGCAUUAAGGAAUUGCUUAGCAGAAGGGUGGACAACAUGGAGGUGCAGCUCAUGGAUCUAAAAGAGCAGGUAGAUGCUUCACUCGGAGCUGAGUCCAUGGUUACGCAGUUGGCUUCCCUCAAGCUAGAGCUGGAAGAUCGCGUCAAGCUUCUGGAAGACGAAGUCAACGAACUGGAGGCACUGGAACAAAUCCAAGAACAACUUAUUGAGAGUAACCAAGAGCUGGAAACCGAUCUGCGUGAGGAAAUCGACAAGCUGGGCGGUCAAGUGAAGAUCCUUGAGCAGCAGAAGAACGCAGCCAUGGAGAGUCUUUAUGACCGCGAUGUGACCAUCAUGAAGUUCCGGGAUUUGGUCAGGCAACUGCAGGAACAACUCCAACUCCGCGCGGACGGCACCCUGUCCAUCGAGGACUUCAGCAGUGCCAACGAGUCCCAGCAGGAGGAAGGUUCCAACCAGAGUCAGACGGACUACCAGCACAUUUUCAGUGUGAGCAAGGCUUAUGGAAGGGCGCUGGAGCAGCAGAUCAAGACUGUGGAGCUGAGAUUGCAGCGACAGCAUCUGGAGCACGUCCUGGCCUUCGUCCCCGAGCAGUUCCUUCUGCGCGGAGGGGAGCACGACGUGGUGCUGGUCAUGCUCCUACUGGAGCGGAUGAAUGAGAAACUGACCAUCGUGUGCCAGGCCAUUAACGAGAAGUUUCCCACGGCCUGCGAAUUUGGUCGCGAUGCCAUUUUCGAGGGUUACUCCGUGCAGCGCUACAUCUUCAGGUCGCAGUGCAUCUACUUGCUAAAGAGCCUCCAGUUGGUACUCCAGCAGUUUCGCCACGGGCUCAACCACUGCGCCUAUGAACUAUGCACCCAUGCGGCCAUUUAUCGGAGUGACCUGGAGGCCCAGGAGCAGCAGCUUGACGAGUUUGUACGCUUACUCAAGACUGGUCAACUAGAUGAACAUUCGAACUGCGAACCGAUUCGCCGCGUUCUUCACUAUGUCAGUGGGUUGCAUCAAAAUCUUAUGCCACCACAAACGCUCGUGGAACUCCUGGACGAGCAGCAGCUCUAUGAAGCCCUGAUCGAGGUCUAUGAAGCGGGUUUGGACGCUGUGAAUGCGAAUGCGGGGCUGAUGCACACCAUUAUACAGCUGGGUCACGAGCAGACCGCCUCCUUUAAUUGCAUGCAGCUGCUGAUGGAGCAGAGCUGUGCCCACAAACAGAAGCUCAAGAAGCUGCAGAGGAAGCUAAGUGGCAGCAAGACGGCCUCCUGGACGGGAAUGCAGUGCGCCCGGUACCAGAGAAUCCUCGAGGCCAAUGAGGCACUUGGGGCUCUUAUCCGGUUGCUGGGGUCCACUGCCCGAGAGGCCAGCAAGGACUCUAAUGGGGGAAUAGCCCACGAAAAGCUGUGGAGGAUGCUGGUGCUCAACUACAAUAAGUUUGCCCCAAGUCAGGAGGGCGAGGAGCCCAGGGAAGUGGAUGCCUACAGCCAGCGGUGCAUGCAACUCCUGGAGGAACAGUUGGACGAGCUCUUCACCCUGCUGGAGUCCACUGACGUGAACACUGAGUAUGUGCGUCAUCCAACUAGCAACACGUUGCAGGAACGGGCUGCCCAGGUGAAACGACACUACGAGGACGUGAAAAACCUUGAGCGGACCGUGGCUGAGAGGGAUAAGGAAAUCAAAAGCCUCAAGUACAUGGCGAAAAUGAAGCAGCAGGACUUCUCGGAGCUGCAGGUCCGCAAGGAAAUGGCCGAAAAGCAGCUGAGCAAGCAGUGCCACGUGCUUGCCGGCUUCGCAGAAGCGGUGGAGCAGCUGGAGCAAUCGAUCCUGGCCAAGGAGGCGGCCCUGGGACAGGCCUUGAAUAUACUAGCGGAUAAGAUAUCCAUCCUCGAGCAGGCGCAGCAGCACUGGCAGGAGCAGCAGCAGGCGGACAGUGCCUGUGCGACCAGCACCACCAUAAGUUCCAACCGGGAGAUGAACAUGCUCCACCAGGCUCUCCGCCAGGAGAGGUACAUAAGAGUCCAGUUGCAGGGCAAUGAGAUGAGGAAGACGUUCGCCGCCUUGGAACCACUGCAUGUUCCUCGAACCGAAAGCCAGGAGCUGACCAACCUGGAGAAGGACAUCCGCACGCUGAAGAACCAGUGGCUCCUGGCCCAUCUGGAAAUGGGCACUGCUGGCAGUCAGCGACGCUUGGAGAUCGAGCUGCAGGGCAGCCGCAUCCUGCGACAUAUCUUCCAGACAUAUUGCACACAGCAUCCGCAUCGGGCCAAAAACACUGAUUUCGGCCUCUUCAUCAGCGAGGAUCUGCGCAGAGCAUUCGAGCAAAAUUUCUAGUUAUACGAAUUAGUAUUCCAACUGUAUUUCAGUCGUAACAUAGGUAUAUGUGAUUCGCGGCUUAUAUAAAACAUUAAUAUAUUAAUGAUUAUUUGUACGAAACUAGAUAUUAUAUACAUGCAUAUAUGAAAACUGUACAAUUCUAUAAUUCAUUUCGUGUUAAUCGGGCAAUAAACAAAUUUACAUUACUUAGACAAAUUA
This is a messenger RNA of Drosophila suzukii, 4333 nucleotides long. It is a transcript of the gene Dred, whose product is annotated as Dctn1-related. The record is from RefSeq and is a predicted model, not a curated record. Gene Ontology annotation, molecular function: microtubule plus-end binding. Gene Ontology annotation, cellular component: axon; microtubule plus-end; spindle pole. Gene Ontology annotation, biological process: cytoplasmic microtubule organization; establishment of mitotic spindle orientation; nuclear migration. NCBI's taxonomy places the organism in Eukaryota, Metazoa, Arthropoda, Insecta, Diptera, Drosophilidae.